ACUAUCGCACCAGUUCGUUCCGUGAACCGUUUUUACCCGGUGACUCACACAUUUAACAACAAUGGAACUAAACCAAUGCAAUAAACACAUAGAAUCACGUAUUGCAAAUGUUAAAUGCGAUCGAGAGAAAAUUGAAAAGUGCAACGAGUGGUUGAAAAGGUGUAGCAUCGAUGAUGAUUGUAGCUCUUUAUGUUCGGACAAUACUAGUUCAGAUUUUACUGAAAGCACUGAUAAUAGUGCUAUGACCAGUGGGUUUGUGUUUGAGGAUAGUAACAUUGAGAUAUCUGAUAUUGUCCAACAGACAGAAGAUGGCGAUAAAACAAAUAUUAACAAAUUCAAGACAACUCCGUCAAAUUUUAUAGAAAAGGUCAACAUUUAUAAAUCUAAAAAAGUUCACAUUGGUGAUGUAAUAUACAUAGAAAAACCAAUAUACAUAAAAAACGAACCAUUAUCUAAUAAAUCACCAAUUAUACCAUCAACAGAAACAAUACAAUCUGCAAAAGGGAAAUUUUCUAUUGUAAAAAGACGUAAUUGGUUGGCGCAACCUCCAAUGGAAGAACGGAAAUACUUAACAGAACCAGCACAAUAUGUCAUUAUUUGUCACUCAGCAACUGAGGAAGGGUUCACAUAUACAGAAAAUACCUUAUUAGUCCGUUUGAUCCAACAGUUCCACAUCGAAUCCCGUAAAUGGGCGGACAUUUCCUAUAAUUUCAUCAUAGGAUCGGACGGUACCGUGUUCGAAGGACGUGGCUGGGGUGUUCAAGGGGCGCACACAUUAUCCUAUAACAAUUGUUCAAUUGGAAUUUGCUUUAUUGGUUGUUUCAUCAAUCAUUUACCGCCGUCGAUCGCUCUCGAAAGGGCUCAGGCUUUGAUCAAGUACGGGGUGGAAAUUGGAGCGAUAAAGGAGGACUAUUCUUUAUUGGGACACAAACAGUGCAAUAGUUUCGAGAGUCCAGGACAGAAAUUGUUUGAGGAAAUUCAAAAUUGGGAUCACUGGGACAGCUCCGUGAAGUUUAUGUAAAAUAUAUGUUAAGCCAUUUUAAUAAAAUAUUUUUUUUGAUCUCGCUUUAUAUACGAAUAUUUUAAUUAUAUUUAAGAUAUUCUGAUGUUUAAUCUUUCAUAUUGGAAAUUAAUUUUAACUUUUUGUACUGUGGAUUUUUUGAAUAUAUAUAUAU
Molecule: messenger RNA, 1175 nt
Organism: Aethina tumida (small hive beetle)
Lineage: Eukaryota; Metazoa; Arthropoda; Insecta; Coleoptera; Nitidulidae
Product: peptidoglycan-recognition protein SA
Exons: 4
Coding region: 62-1021 (319 amino acids)
Biological process (GO): peptidoglycan catabolic process
Molecular function (GO): zinc ion binding; N-acetylmuramoyl-L-alanine amidase activity
Source: RefSeq, a predicted model, not a curated record